Molecule: messenger RNA, 1595 nt
Organism: Pteronotus mesoamericanus
Lineage: Eukaryota; Metazoa; Chordata; Mammalia; Chiroptera; Mormoopidae
Product: saoe class I histocompatibility antigen, A alpha chain-like
Exons: 8
Coding region: 239-1303 (354 amino acids)
Biological process (GO): positive regulation of T cell mediated cytotoxicity; antigen processing and presentation of endogenous peptide antigen via MHC class I via ER pathway, TAP-independent; antigen processing and presentation of endogenous peptide antigen via MHC class Ib
Cellular component (GO): external side of plasma membrane
Molecular function (GO): peptide antigen binding; signaling receptor binding
Source: RefSeq, a predicted model, not a curated record
AACGUGGAUAUAAUUGAGGUGGACUUCAGAGCCACUACAAAGACAGCAAAGAGCCCACCACUAGUGGUGUUCCAAGUUACUCUGGAUUACUUGGCUUUGUGCCAAGAGGCUUUGCCCCACUGAGUCCUGGAACUUCUACACAGAAAGAGACACACACUCACUGACGCUGCCUCCCAGGCCUGGGACUGAGACUCUGGGACUCGGGUGUCCCUUUCAAGAGCAGCCAAUCAGCCUUAUAAUGUCUUCGCGACCCGCCCGGACUCAUAUUCCUCAGACCCCGAGAAUAUGGGUCCUGAGACCCGCAUCCCUCCUCCUGCUGCUCCUGGGGGCCCUGGCCCUGAGCGAGACCCGGGCGGGCCUCCACUCGCUGAGAUAUUUCAACACCGCCGUGUCCGGGCCCAGUCGCGGGGAAUACCGGUACAUCCACGUCGGCUACGUGGACGACACGCAGUUCGUGCGAUUUGACAGCCACGACAAGAGCCCGAGGCCGGAGCAGCCGUGGGUGCAGCGGCCGUGGCUGGCGGACGAGCCACAGCAUUGGGACCGUUACAUGCGCAACGCGAGGGACAACGCGCAGAAUUUCCGAGUGAGCCUCAUCAACCUGCGCGGCUACUACAACCAGAGCGAGGAAGGGUCUCACACCAUCCAGUGGCUGUACGGCUGCGACGUGGGACCCGACGGGCGGUUCCUCCGCGGAUACUCUCAGUUCGCCUACGACGGCGCCGACUACCUCUCCCUGAGCGAAGACCUGCGCUCCUGGACCGCGGCCGACAGCGCGGCGCAGAUCACCCGGCGCAAGUGGGAGGAGGCCGGCGAGGCGGAGCACUACAGGACCUUCCUGGCCUGGGAGUGCGUGCAGUGGCUCCGCAGCAACCUGCAGGCGGUGCCGCGCGCAGCCCCUCCGGAGACACACGUGACCCAUCACCCCAUCUCUGAGCGUGAGGUCACCCUGCGGUGCUGGGCCCGGGGCUUCUACCCUGCGGAGAUCGCCCUGACCUGGCAGCGUGAGGGGGAGGAGAUGACCCAGGACAUGGAGCUGGUGGAGACCAGGCCUGGCGGGGACGGGACCUUCCAGAAGUGGGCAGCCGUGGUGGUGCCUUCUGGAGAGGAGCAGAGAUACACGUGCCGUGUGCAGCACGAGGGGCUGCCCGCGCCGCUGACCGUGAGAUGGGUGCCACCCUCUCAGCCCAAAGCUGGCCUGGUGCUCCUUGGAGCAGCGGUGGCUGGAGCUGUGGUCGCUGGAGCUGCGGUCGCUGGAGGUGUGAUGCGGCGGAGGAAGCUCUCAGUUACAGGUCAGAAGUGAAGGUCCCUGCUGAGGACAGGCACCAUCCAAGUCUCCAUACAGGAUGAGACAGCCGCCUUCAGGGAAUCGGUGAUGGAAGAUACUUCGGACACACACACACACACCUGCCAACCCACUGUUUGUGACUUCAGGGACAUCUAUCUCAUUUUUCUUUCUGCAUCUGAAUGUGUGUGCGUUCCUAUCAGCAAAAUGAGAGGAGGUGGGAGGCCGGCCUUCCCUUGCCCACCACCACCCUUCCCACGCCUUCCUGUCCAGCAGCGGGGUGGGGGGCAGGGGUGGGGCCCUCCCCUCU